This is a messenger RNA of Ananas comosus (pineapple), 2638 nucleotides long. RefSeq lists its product as uncharacterized. The transcript is spliced from 3 exons. Bases 188 to 2371 code for a protein of 727 amino acids. NCBI's taxonomy places the organism in Eukaryota, Viridiplantae, Streptophyta, Magnoliopsida, Poales, Bromeliaceae. The record is from RefSeq and is a predicted model, not a curated record.
CCCAGAGCAUCUCCACCGUCGUUCGAAUUGGGAAUCUCAUCCCAAACCUCUCACUCGCGAGCGAGCGCUUGUGGGAUCGAAUCGAUUCCUCUCUAGGGUUUCGAAUCGAUCUCCUCCACUUUCUCCUCCUCUCUCCCCGAUCUCUAGGGUUUCCUCUCCUCCAGGGUUUCCCGGAUUCGAGAAGGCGAUGUACAACGGCAUCGGGCUACAGACCCCGAGGGGGUCGGGGACCAACGGCUACAUCCAGACCAACAAGUUCUUCGUCAAGCCCCGCACCGGCCCCCACAAGCCCGACGCGGCCGCCGCCGCUGCCGGAGGAGGCGACGCCGCCGCCGAUGUCGCCGGGCGGAAGCCGAACAGGGACAUACUCGAGCACGACCGCAAGCGCCAGAUCGAGCUCCGGCUCCUGAUCCUCCGGGAGACCCUCGAGGAUCAGGGCUACACUGAGGCCGAGAUCGACGAGAGGAUCGAAGAGAAACGGAGGAGCCUCGAGGCGGAGGCUACCGCUGCCUCUGAUGCGGCGGAUGCUGGGGUUGGCUCUGGCGAAUCCCGUGCCCUGGCAAAUAAAAGGUUUUCUGACACACAAAGCCAUCAUGUAGCUGCACGCAAAGAGAAACAGCUUGAAACGUUGAGAUCUGCCCUUGGUAUAAAAGAAAAUGAACAUAAUGAAGAAGAAGAAAGUGACUUAGAAUCGGGAGAAUUUGUUGAUGAAAAACCUCAAAGGCAGAAAAAGGAUAUGAAGGAUUUAGAGAAGAGACCGGAAAAGUUGGAUGAUCAACAGUUGGAUAGUAAGAAUAAGGAAGAACUUCAAAAUAAGAAAGUUCGGAAGGACUUACAUGAUGAGGAAAAGAUGUAUGAGGAAAGCAGAAAAUCACGAAAUGAUGUGUCAAAACAGAAGGAUAAAGAUGCCAAAAAGGGCAAGUACGAGGAUGAUUCUGAGAGUGAUAGGGAAAGAACGCAUGUUGAUAGGAAUAAGAAACAAUAUGGGAAGAGUUCCCGAAGACAUGAUUCUGAGGAUGAUGACUCUGAUUCUGAUAGUGAUUCUAGAAAAGAAUAUAAAAGAAGAGAAAGCAAAGGUGUCGAGAAGCACAGGAGACAUGAUGCUGGCGCUGAUUCAGAUUCAGAGAGCUAUCAGAGAGAAAGUAAAAGAGCAGUUGAGAAGCAAACGACAAAGAGUCGGAGGCAUGAUUUAGAAGAAUCAGAAUCUGAAACUGAUAGUGAAAGGAAGUCUAGGAAGAGGGAAGCAGAGAAAAGCAGUAGAAUUGCCAAACGAAAGAGGAGUGAUUCUGAUGAUUCAGAAUAUGCAAGUGAUACUGAUGAUGAAAAGGAGAAAGGAAAGAGAAAUGCCUUAGGUUCCAUGAAACGUAACAAAAGCAGCAGAAGACAUGAUACUGAUGGUUCAAAAGACGAUAUUGAUGAUCGAAAGGAUAGAAAAAAGAGGUUGGAGAACAAUACUAAAUCAACCAGAAGACAUGAAAGUGAGGAUUCUGAUGCUGGUAAGGAAAGAAAAAAUUAUAAUAAAAAGUUGAGUGGCCAUCCCAAGUCAAGGGAGUCAACUGAAGAGAAGAAGGAAACUAGUUUAAAAAAGAGGAGGCGGCAUGAUACAGAUGAUGAGAGCUCCGAUUAUAACAGUGAAAGUGAGAGCUCUGAUUAUAGUAGUAGUGACUCCGAUUCUGAUGCUAGUAUAAUGAGCAGUCCGGAUAAACGUGAGAAUAAGAAGAUAGGCAAAGACCGCGACAGUGUAAUAGAGGAUAAGAAAGCAAAAGCGCAUAGUUCAGCUAAUACUGAAAGAGAGGAUUACCUGAAAGCCCGAAGCAGGGAAAUGUUAGAUGGUGAAAGGAAAUCUGAAAAGAGUUAUCGAGUUGAAGAAAGGCGUGAACGCAAUGACAUUGAUUCCCUUGAAAAAGAAAGCAGAAGGGAAAGGAGAAAAGACAAUAAUGAUGGAAAUAUUAAGAAGGAUUUAUCAGAUGCUGUAAGAAGAUCUGAAAGGAGUUACAGGGUUGAAGAAAGGCAAGAAAGGCGCGAAAACAAGGAUAUUGAAGCCCUUGAAAAAGAAAACAAGAGGGAAAGGAGGAAAGAGGACGAUGAUGGUUUGAAUGAUUUAAAGUCAAGAAGAACUGAUGUAGCAGAAGAGACUAGGAAGGAGAGGGAAAGCCGAGGAAAUAGGGACUACGAUCGUGGCAGUCGGGACGACCGAAGAGGCUUAUUAAAAGAUCGCUAUGUGGAGGAUGAACACAGAAGCAGAUACCGCAGCAGAGAUGAGAAUGCACAUGAGGCUAAGAGGGCACGAUAUGAAGACUCCCGUCAUCAGUCUAAGAAGGAUUACUAUGACGACUAUUCUGCAGAGGCAAGCAGACACAGACGACGAUGAUGCUACAGAUAUUUUUAAAACAAUGAAUUGGUGCUUGCUGUAGGGAAUGCCGUGGGAAGAGUAUCCUGAAAGCUUAUUUUGGUUAGUGUUGUAAUAGCUGCGAACAAAGCUUGAGCAGCGAAAGAUUAUCCUGAAACCUUUUUCUAUUUCAUGUUGCUUGAUGAUAUGCUUGUACUAAUGCUUGUACUUACAAGAUGUGUGAUGUAGUUCUCUUAAUAUGGUGUCGACCGUUGACAUUUUGUUAUUGAAAUGUUAACUUUCUAGCUC